ACCCUCUCCUUUGCUUCGACGGGGUAUCAAAUAUAUCUCUGAAAAUUUAUUAAAAUUAAAAUAAAAAGCAUUAAACAGCAAAGAAACUGUUUACAACUAACUGAAUUGUGUAGAAUAAGGAUCAUAUUAGAGAAAUAAGAUCCUUGCUAAGUAUAUAUUCAAAUUAUAUUAUACAACAGAGAAAUAAAAAUCAAACGAAAACAGAAAGAAAUUGAAAAGAAAAUAAAAAAGUAAGCGAUGACUGACAACAACAAUUUUCACCUGCCUCGUGUAAUGCACAAACAAGAACAGGAACUUGAUCAGAACAAUCAUAGUGAACAACCGAAUCCACAAAUUGUGCUGCAUUACCAAACUGUCGGUGAUGAGCAGAUUGUCGAGGACCAUUUGAUUGAAGAAGAGCAUUACGAAGAAGAAAUCGAUGAUGGCAAUAUUAUCAGUGAAGUGAUUGAAACUGACGGGUCUGGACAGACAGUAACAUUAACGACGGUUUCAUCUGACAACAGUGGGCCACCUUCGACCAUCAUCCACAAACCUGCAAUCAAAAAGUACUUGACGCCAUCAACAGGCGGUCAGCGAGAAAUCUCUUCAUCUUCCACAAUCCGAAACCCAAAAUCCUCAUCAUCGACAGUUUUCAACAACAAUAACAAUACAAUCAACAAGAGCAGUUCCAGCACAAACCAUCAAUAUCAGUCGUUCAUUGGUCGUCUUGUGUCGAAAGAUAAUAUUCUUUUGAUCAGUCAAAAUGUCAUUGAAAUUGGUCGCAACUCAUCAAAGUCUGCCGUUGACUUUCACGUCGGUAAGAAUAGUUUCGUUUCUCGUAAGCAUUUGAUUCUACAUUAUGAUGGACAUGACUUCAAUCUGGUGUGUGCAAGUAAAAAUGGAGUUUUCAUUGAUGAUCAGUUUAUUCGUAAAAGCAACGAACCAACAAGAUUACCAAGCUCCUGUACAUUACGUUUUCCAAGUACAAAUAUUCGAAUACAAUUUGAGAAUUUGGUUGAUCAAAAUAAUCGUAAACACGAUGGACCUGGCGGCAAAUCAACUUCAGUUGAGAAUACAAAUACCGUUUAUCGUCCACUCAAGAUAUCAAUUCCAGAACAAGAAGGUGCAUUGAAGAACAUUAAAAGUCCUUUUCCAUCUCCAACCGGUACAAUGUCAGCUGCUAAUUCAUGUCCAACAAGCCCACGUCACAAUAAUUAUCAUGACUUUUAUUCCCAACAUAAUAAUGGUCAUAGCAGUCACAACUUCAAUGAUAUGGAAUUCACUGCACCAUCAACAUCAGGAACAGGAUCAGAAAUGGAGAAACCACCGUACAGUUAUGCUCAACUAAUUGUGCAAUCAAUAACAGCAGCGCCUGAUAAACAAUUGACAUUAUCUGGCAUAUAUUCCUACAUCUCCAAGAACUAUCCAUAUUAUCGGACUGGUGCGAACAAAGGAUGGCAAAAUAGCAUUCGUCAUAAUCUCAGCUUGAAUCGUUACUUUAUUAAAGUGCCACGAUCACAAGAUGAGCCUGGAAAAGGAAGUUUUUGGCGCAUUGAUCCACACAGUGAAAACAAGUUGAUUGAUCAAAGCUAUCGUAAGAGAAGACAGAGAGGGACGCAAGGAUUUAGAACGCCAUUUGGAAUGCCACGUUCAGCUCCUGUUUCACCGAGUCUCAUGGAAAAUUCACCAGAUAAUUCUCAAGACAAUUCACCACAAGAAUUGAAUGAUGUUGUGCUACAAUCAGCACCAGGAUCACCGCGCUCAAAUAAUUAUUCGUCGGGUAAUAAUCAAGCAUCAUUCAACAGUCAGUAUGGAAGUUCAUUUGUAAGCCCUCAAAACUCCAACAACAACAGCAUUAAACGUGAACGCGACUCUGGUGAAUUAUAUGGUGAAGAUUCAUAUGAUUACUCUGAUGAAGAUGAGUAUGAGCCAGCAAAGCAGAGAAUGAAGAAUGCUUAAGUAACAGAUACAACUAAAUCAACAUAUUCAACAGCAUAAUUUAUCCGAAACCUUACAAACACACAAAACAUUCAUUAGACCACCAAAAAAGAUUUUCUAUCUCAUCAGCAAUUGAUUAAAAAAAAUUUACGCGAAUUUGCAAAUUAACAAAAAAAGGAAAACAAUUUUCAAGUAAAUGCGAGGUGGAGGAAGUUGGAAACGUCGAAUUAAACACGGAUGGGGUUGAAGUUUGAAGGAUAAAUUGUGAAGUGGUGUGGGCUGCGUAUUAACUUUAUUCUUCCCUUUUUUGAACCCAUUCGUCAUUGUUUACUCGUCGCUUCCGCCUUCACCUGAAAUAAUUCAAUGAAUUGGAAUAAUAAAUGGAAAGAAAUCAUUUUAAAAUUAUUAUUGUGGUCCAUCGUUUUGUUGAUGAAUAAAAAGAAAUGUUGAUAAGUUAAAAUAUCUACAGCCCUAAAAGGAAAAUAAUAAACAACAGGAUUCCAGAAGAUGAAGUAAAUCAAAGAUUAUUAAGAAAGGGAAAGAAAAUUUGCUUAAACUUGGUGUAAAAAAUAUUUGACUAAUUAAUUUUUUUAAUUUUAUUUCUAUUUUAUUGUUUAUUGAAUUUUUUUUACAAAUCAUUAUAUCUGAAAAAGAUUUGUAUACUUAUGAUAGUUAAACAAGAAGUUAAAUUAUCUCCUUCAUGAUCCUUAAUGAUGCUUCAAGAGCCGACGAAUGAUUCCUUUCGCAAUGAGCAAAACACUGAAAUUUCAUCAAAUAUACAAAACAAAAAUCGGAAAAAAAAUGUUUGUGACAAAAAAGAACUACAAAACUAUUUUAUUGUGUCUGUUGUGCAUGUCUUAAGUAAGAUAUUUUAAUUUUCAUCAAGUAGAAGUUCCCUGAAGAUAUGAAAUCUAAAACAAACUUCUUUCCAGUGCCCACUUAAAUAAACGCAAUGAUAUAAAUAAAUGUUUGAACUCAAAAUUUAUAAGAAACAACUUUCAAACCUUUCUCGACUUUUUUAUGCAUAUUUAUACUUAAUUAAUGUUGGGAAAGGCUCAGAUGAUCAUAAUGAUGAUGAGACAAAAGCAACAGUAGCAAUGAAAGUCAUUCAUUAUCAUUCAACAAGUAAAAUUCUCCUUUUUUACGUUUGUAUGUUCGUUGAAGACUCCCGCACCUUCUCCUUUUUUGUAAAUACUUUUUUAAAUGUAAUAAAUGGUCAUAGUGAAGUCGUAACAUUAAGAUAAUUACAAUACAAAACAAAGAAAUCAUUAAUAAUUGUGCAUUUUCUGUUAUUUGAUGAUUGCUAAUGAGAUCACGUGUGGUGUGUGAUACUCAUCAAGAUUCAAAGAAAGCGCAGAAAUAAAUUUAAACAAAAAAAAUCUUGUUCUUUAAUCCGAAGUUAAAAAAAAGAGAAAACAAAAAUAAUGAAAAAUUGAUUCAAAAAUACAAAAAAAUGAUAAACUCGUACCUUAAAUUGUAAGAACUUGAGAAAGAAGCAAGGAAAAUCAGAGAUUUCUAAAUGUAAUUGUAAUCAUUUGACUUUGUUUUUGGAUUCGUUACAUUUAAAGGCGAUUCUCUGCUGUUGCGGGUUUGAUUAUCAAUAAGUUAAAUUAAAAAAAAUAAUGAAGCAUCCGUUGUAUCUUUGGAUGGUGGUUCAGGUUGAACCUGAAGCCUGAAACAUCCCAUUGUUGUGGACAGUCGUAUUUUGUGACGACAGAUUAUGAAGAAGUCAUCAAAAUAGAAUGAAAACUGUUAGUAACAAACGAGAGAAAAAUUUGUAAUUUAAAUUCAAUUAAUUUCCAUCACUCACCGUCUUUAAAUAAUUUCUGUUUUCAAUAAAUGUUUCACAAGCACGCUCCAUCAUUAAGAAUAGACAAAUGAAUUUUUUAAUACAAUUUACAAAUAGAUAUCAAGCUGAAUUCAACUUUUUUUAUUAAAUAAAAAAUAAAUGAUUGUGUAACAAACAUGAAGAGAAAAAAAAGCGCGAAAAAAAGAAAAACCUUGAAGAAAGGAAACCAAUUUUAGAGGAAAUAAAAUGUGAAA
Molecule: messenger RNA, 3960 nt
Organism: Clunio marinus
Lineage: Eukaryota; Metazoa; Arthropoda; Insecta; Diptera; Chironomidae
Source: the annotation of a GenBank genome assembly